Messenger RNA from Arachis ipaensis, 1425 nucleotides. RefSeq names its product UPF0481 protein At3g47200-like. NCBI's taxonomy places the organism in Eukaryota, Viridiplantae, Streptophyta, Magnoliopsida, Fabales, Fabaceae. The record is from RefSeq and is a predicted model, not a curated record.
AUGGAAAGUGACUAUAGCUGGAUGGUUCCAAUUGAAUUCAUGGUCGGUUGUUUAGAUCAUGGAGAGGUUCAGGCAUGCAGCAUUUGUCGGAUCCAAGACGAGCUUCGAGAACCGAAAAGCGACGCAUACGUUCCAAAACUCGUUUCCGUGGGGCCACUGCAUAGGGGAGCCACCAGGCAUCUGGUAAUGAUGGAAGAACCCAAAUGGCGUUACCUCAAAAACUUUCUUGAACGCCAAGGAAGUCCCGAAGAAAACGUGUCAUUAGGUUCAAGGCUAAUAAACUGUGGCGCCGACAUUCUAAAGUUGGACACAGUGAUCUGUGCAAGCUAUGGUGGAGACUUGGAGCUAGAAACCCAUGAGCUUUCCAAGAUAAUGAUUGUAGACGGAUGCUUCCUGCUGGAACUUCUCCUCCGGCUCGACGAUUACAUGAGUUUGCGGCAGGAGGAGAGGUCCAGUAAGUAUGCAAAUGAUCCAUUCUUUGAGACGGAAAAGAAGGUGGCUUCAGUACUGAACGAUAUCACAAUGAUGGAGAAUCAAAUCCCGUUUGUGGUUCUCAAGAAGUUAUUCAGAAAGGUGUACCGUGACGGCAGUAAGAUGGAAAAUGAUCACCGAGUUGCCAAUUUGGUAAGCAGAGCCUUCGGUUACCCGGCCGGCCCUUUGCAGAACAACUCCGGCACGGCACAUAUACUUCACUUGAUGCACUCCUCCACCGUCGAACAUGGCCACCAAAUCCAAACGGGAGCGAGACCAGCGUGUCAAGAACUAAAGCAGUGCGCUACAAGGCUUCUAGCGGCGGGAAUAUCAAUUAUACCGGCGGUUGGUAACUGUAACUGUAACUGUAACCGUAACGGUAGCUUUGUGGAUAAGUUUGACUUUGACAUAAGAUUCAAUACGAAAGACGCGGUAUUGGAGAUCCCGCCUCUGCGUAUUAAGGAAAGCACUGAAGUGAGAUGGCGAAAUUUGAUUGCUUGGGAGCAGAGUAGGAUUCGAAUAAGAUGCAAGUACACUUCCUAUGCCUUGUUCUUCCGAGGUUUGAUUUGUUGUAAGCAUGACAUUGGAUGGCUUGAGAAGAAGGGAAUGAUAGUGAAUGAGAGCAACAUGAGCAAGGAAGAAUUGUUGACAAUGUUUAGGAGCAUUUCCAAGGGAGUUGAGCACAUGGAUUCGAGUUAUAGCGAGUUAUGUGUAACCCUAAAUGAACAUAGGGUGAAACGAGUCACACAGGUGUUCCAUGGAUUCACCACAAUUACUUGGCACAAUUGUAGGCGAAUGUUUGAAGUUAUCAUGUUCUAUUGGAGCAAUUGGUACCAUAUAUUGAUUAGUGAGCAUAUCCCUACGGUGUGGAAAUUCAUGGGUGUUGUGGCAGCUAUUGUGCUGCUUGUUCUUACCAUCAUGCAGACAUAUUAUUCAGCUCGUUCCAGUGGCUAG